Molecule: messenger RNA, 1545 nt
Organism: Danaus chrysippus (African queen)
Lineage: Eukaryota; Metazoa; Arthropoda; Insecta; Lepidoptera; Nymphalidae
Source: the annotation of a GenBank genome assembly
AUGCAGGCUCAAAUGGGUGUGGGGAGUGAGCUUCAGAGGAGCUACAGGAUGCAGGACUUCGCCAGCCCCGGAGUUAUUAUGAGAGAGAGGAGCUUCAUCAGGCCGCAGUCGCACCACAACAUGCAUCAUAACCAGUUUCCAAACAAUGGGAAACGGCGGAGUAUGAUCCUGACGAACGCCAAGGGGAAACCGACACUCGAAAUCUAUAGACCGCCAGUGAAGCAGUCCGUGUCGCAACCGGUAGCGAGUGUGGCCCAAGUGUCGCCGGUGUCCGUGUCUCCGGUGUCCAUAGCGCCCUUAGUGUCUCCCGUGGCCGCUGCUCCAGUCACAUCUUUGACACCAGAUGUCACAAGCUCUGAAUCUUUAUCAGACACCUCAGGUGUCCGCACAGACGGCGUGGCGACCACGGCGCCCACGACGCUCACGACGCCCACCACGCCCACGGCCGGGAACAAGCUGAACGUGCACGCCAAGGAGUUCACUAUGGCCAAGCCGGCAGACCUGCAUAAUAGGUCGUCUGUAGGCCUGGGCUACACGAGCGUGGGUCUGCAGCACUCUCGGUCGGUGGUGCUGCACGCGCAGGUGCCGCCACACUUCAGGCCGGUGAUGCCGCCGCACGCGCUACUCACGAGCGCCUCUAGCGGCAAUGUACCGCACGCUAACUCGGGUCCUCGGGUUCAUUUCAAACUCCAGCCGCAGCAGAUCAUUCAGGAGAAAAAGAAGUCACCCCCAUCUUCGCUAUCCAACGGCAACGGGAAGAGCAUUAGGCCUCAGUCAUUCACGCCCGGUCUCAAGCGCUCUAAAUCUUUGACAACAGCUGAUACAUUGGCCAGUGGCAUGGCUGCCCUUGGCUUGGCCGCUGACGCCGGUGACCUUGGCAACUUCCCCCCCGAGAUACAGGAAUGCAUUGACAAGGCACUGGAAGGUGAGAAAAAUGACCCCAACGCCGUGUGCGCCCGUACGCUAAUGGAUGCUGUGGGUCACUUGAUCUCUCGCGCGGUUGAGUCUCCGCGGUACGCGCUGCCCGCAGCCAGGAGAUGUAUCGCGGUCGUGGAGAGAGAGAACACGGAGACUUUUCUCGAGUCGCUACUGAACACGUGCCAGCAGUGGUAUCACGACAGGGAUAAGUUGCUGGGCGCGGUGGUGAGCGGCGGCCGUCCCCGCCUGAUGGCGUUCCUCUCGUUCCUGCUGGAGAUGUACUGCCAGCUGCGGCGGCGCGCCAUCCAGCGGCGCGGACACAGCGCGCCCGGGCACGUGCUGCUCGCGCUCAUCUGCAAGUGCUGCGAGGACUGUAUACGGCAACCGGUGCCCUCGCCCAGCGACACGGAGAAUCUGUUCUUUGUCCUUACAUACAUCGGGCGUGACCUGGAGACGCAACUACCAGGUGACCUGGAGCGCCUCCUAUCAGCGGUCCGUGACGCGUUCAUCAACACGUCCGCCGCGCCCUCCAUACGACGCACGCUCCUCCAGCUGAUUGAACUGCACGCGUCCCGCUGGCAGCUGCCCGGCUGUGCGGUGCUCUACUACUACCCCUCCUCCAAGUAG